CUCCAGUACAAUCAUCCAUUUCAUUCCUUCCUUCCUUCCUCAUAUCUUCUUCUUCCUUCCUGCCCAUACGCUCUCACAACAGAUCACACGCUACAGCUGCGGCAACGGCCUCAAAAGCACCCAUCCACUACAGACACAAGCCACCGCGAACAUCCUCAGGGUCCAGAGUGCGAGAGCAUUUCUCUGUGGUGACAGCGCUUUUCGUUACUCAUUUCAGCACACAACACUGUAUCGUAUAUUGACAAAAUGUCAACCUAUUCUCAAAACAAUCCCAAUAAUCCGCAUGCCGACCCCGAGCUCUUCUAUGUCCGUCAGAACCGCAUUGGCAAGGGAAGUUUCGGAGAAGUUUACCAAGGCUAUGACAAACGAACGUCUUUACCAGUGGCCAUAAAAAUAAUUGACCUAGAGAGUGCCGAGGAUGAAAUUGACGACAUCCAACAAGAAAUACAGAUCCUCAGCCAGCUGGAUAGCGAGUUUGUAACGAGGUAUCAUGGGUCUUUUUUGAAAGGCUCACACCUCUGGAUCAUCAUGGAGUACUGUUCAGGAGGCUCGUGUUCUGACUUGAUGAAAGCUGGCGUUUUCAAAGAAGAAUACAUUGCAAUCUUAGCCCGUGAGCUCUUGAGGGGAUUGGAGUAUCUGCACGAAGAAGGGAAACUCCAUCGAGAUAUCAAGGCUGCCAACAUCCUUCUCACUGCCAACGGCGAUGUCAAGCUCGCAGAUUUUGGUGUUUCUGGUCAACUGACAGCCACAAUGACGAAGAAGAACACAUUCGUUGGAACGCCUUAUUGGAUGUCACCGGAAGUGAUCAAACAAUCUGGGUACGAUCACAAAGCGGAUAUUUGGAGUCUUGGCAUCACCUGUAUUGAAAUGGCCAUGGGUGAACCUCCAUAUGCCGACUUACACCCCAUGAAAGUGCUAUUCCUGAUUCCUAAGAACCCUCCUCCGCAAUUGGAUGAUCGUUUUUCCCGCCCGUUCCGUGAUUUUGUAUCCCUCUGUCUGCAGCGUGAUCCUCGCAACCGUCCUACUGCCAAAGAAUUACUGAAGCACAAAUUCAUCAAAACUGCGAGGAAAGCUUCUUACCUUACUGAGCUGAUAGAAAUGUACGAGAAGUGGAAGGCUGAAGGAGGGGCAAAACCCGCAGAUGACGGUGUCGGUGGAAUGUCCCAAGAACCCGCUUAUGGGCCCGCAGCCGAUGCGCUAUGGGACUUUGGGACCGUCCGCAAUAACUUACCUGGAACCGUUUCACGUAACACCGGACGCCCUCUUCCACCCACGAAUGGAAGCGUUAGUGGCCCUUCUGAUUCUCACAUGUCCACUCAAUCUGCCACACCUACUCGUACCAAAACAGAAGAAUUUCUCCCACCAUCGCUGAAUGGUCGAGCGCUCCCUACUACCCCAUCACGUGGUACCUCCACAUCUACAUAUGUGAAUUCUCCUGGUUACUCUCAAGGUAGCUCGACUCCGACUAGGACGAGGGAUGUUAGGCAAGCUAUGCACCCUACUGUCAGAGGGGCGAUGGUUUCUCCCCGUGCUCCAGCUCCUGCGCCGUCGCAGGUGCAACCUCCCAGACAUCAUCAUGACGAGCAAUUGGAAGAGAAUGGCGAUGACGAUGUAAUGCUUGAAGGUGUUAUUAUUCCCGCUCUCAGCAACCUCGCUACUCGUGUACCGAAUGACCAUGCGCGAGCGACCUUGGAUCGUCUACGCGACGCCUUCAUAGAAGCCGAGAGGUCUAUUCCGGGUGUCACCUCUGCGUUUGUAUUGGAAAUCGUUGAGAACGUAGAACAAAUCGAGGAGCAUUAGGACGUGAUGGCGCUGUUGUUGGCGGCGAUUUACUUGUGUAUAUUGUACGCGUACCACGAACGUUUCUGCAUGCUGGCGAAAUAAUGACUUUUGAUGAACCAUGAUGAUCUCUUCCCUAUUAAAAGCGCAGGAUUGAUUUCUGCGUGCCACAAUUGGUUCAUUUGAAGUGAAAUCAAUUAUUACAUACUAUACAUGCAGAUCAAACCCAAC
Messenger RNA from Cryptococcus deneoformans JEC21, 2010 nucleotides. RefSeq names its product serine/threonine protein kinase MST4, putative. Gene Ontology annotation, molecular function: protein kinase activity; ATP binding. Bases 247 to 1800 code for a protein of 517 amino acids. Gene Ontology annotation, biological process: protein phosphorylation. NCBI's taxonomy places the organism in Eukaryota, Fungi, Basidiomycota, Tremellomycetes, Tremellales, Cryptococcaceae. The transcript is spliced from 12 exons. The record is from RefSeq and is a predicted model, not a curated record.